AAGAAGGGAAAAAGAAAAAAAAAACUCCAAUAAUAAAUCGCCGCUUCUUCUUCCUCUCCGUCUUCCUUGUUCUUCUCUCCUUUCUCCCCGCGACUUGCGUCUCCUCCUCACCAUCCAUCCAAUCCAUUCCCCCCACCUUCCUCUUUCUCUCCCCCUCCUGCCAAAAAUCACCGUCGCAAUCGCUCCCAAAUGCGUCCUCCUCGCGCCCCCAACCACGCCCUAAUCCCCAAUCCGCCUCCCGCGCCGCCGCAUUAGCGCCCAUUUCCGCCGCUGGAGUUGAUUCAGGCUAGCUUUUGGUGCUUCUUCUAGGGUUAGGGUUAGCGUUAGGUUGCUGGAAAUGGAGGAGUACCACCACCGCAUGGGCGCCGCGGCGGCCGACUUCCGCCGCGACCUCGAGGACCUCGUCUGCGACCACCUGGGCGGAUGCUACUCCCCGCCGCCGUCGUCGUCGUCGUCCUCGUGCUCCGUUGCUGUGGGCGGUGGAGGUGGAGGGGGAGGAGCGGGAGGCGCUGCGGCGCAUGAGGCGGACGAGGCGGAGUCGUCCGCCGCGCGGCGGCGGAGGCGGGAGUCGCGCCUGCUCAGCCGGUGGGUUGCUCGCCAGGCCGAGGAGGUGCUGUCGUCCAUGGAGCGCGAGGUGGAGCGUCGCAACCGCGAGGCCGAGCUCCUCGCAAUCACGCGGCUCCACCCGGUCUCCACCCUCGACCCCUCGGCGUUCCUCCUGUCAUCGCCCACCACGCCGCCGCCCCCGCGGCCGCAGGUGCCCUCGCCUGCCGCGCCGUCCUCCUUGCUCCAGAUGUGGCGCGAGCUCGAGCACCGCCGCACCGACGCCGGCCAGCCGUUCGACCGGGAGCCUUCCCCGAAUACCCCUGACCGUCACCGGGAGCGCGUGCGUCAGAUCGCCCGCCGCCUCACGACGUCCACGGAUAGUCCAACGGCUGCGGCAGCAACAGCCACAGGGGAGUGGCUUGGCGAGACUGAGAGGCAGAGGGUCAGGCUCGUUAGGGAGUGGGUACAGAUGGCCAGUCAGCCGCGUGACUCCCGUGCAGGCUCGCGCAGGGAGGAGAUGGGUGGUGCUGUUGCUGAGAGGGAGAGGCGAGCUGAGCCUCCUCGGCUGCGUGGCCGACAGGCGCGGAUGGAUGUCAUCACUCGGAUGGCCCGGGAGCGUCAGCGCGAGCUGCAGGGGCUAUCAGGGUACCACAUUGUAUCACAGUUCCCGCAACGCAGCCGCAGCCGCAUUCAGGGAUUGCUCAGGGUAAGGUUCUUGAGGAAUGCGGUGCUUCCGGUUGAGGAGGAGGAGCGUCUACCAUCUGUGGCAGCGAGGGAGCUCGGGCAGUUGAGGCAGAGCCAUCGUGUGUCCACAUUGAGAUUAGAGAGUGCUGUAAGUAGUCAAGAUGUGAGCCAGUCUGAUGCUCCUGUGGUCGAAAGUGUUGGAUUACUAGAUAAUGAUGAAACUCAAGGGGAGGCUGACGUCAGGGACUUUGCUGAUAGUGAGGAUACAGCCCAAACUAUGCUUGAGAAUGUGGGUUUACCAGAGGACAAUGCAGAUGAUGCUGAAGUGGAGUCACCAUCUAUAGCAUUGGGUGAUAUGGUUGAGAUGCAAGUAUCUCAAGGUGAUAAUGAGCUGCAAGAUGAGACUGAAGGUGACACAAGAUUCUGGCAGCCAUCUUUGGAUGUCAGGCUUGAUAGGUGGCCUGAUGAAACUGCAGAGGCCGCUGACAGAAACUGGGAAGAUAAUGCAGAGGAGGUGCACAGUGAAGUUCUGGAGGAUGAUGACAGGGAGAAUGGACAUCUCCAAGAGGAGCAUGAUGGGUGGCACGAUGAUGAGUCUCAUGGUACCGAGGAGAACUGGCAAGAUGAUUACCAAGAUUCUGCACUUGACACAGUCCCCAUUGUUAGAACUGAAAGUAGGUUCAUUCCACCUGAUGAUGACAAUGUGUACAGCAUGGAACUGAGGGAAUUACUUAGCAGGCGAAGUGUCUCCAAUCUUCUUAGUAAUGGUUUUGGUGAAAGUUUGGAGCAAUUAAUAAGGUCAUAUGUGCAACGACGUGGUCCCCUCAAUUGGAACCUUGAUACAGCCAUGCCGACUGCGAAUGCACCAAACGAUAACCAAGAGCAAGCAAGGAAUGUUCAAACUCGGCAAUUCCAAGCUCCUGUAAACAGACCUGCCCUCAUUAUUCCUCCCCCUCCUUUGCCACCGCGACAGCCACUAUGGCACAGAGAUUUGCGCCAUAACAACUGGAGCAGCAGACACAGAGUGCAUCAAGAAUUGGAUGCUAUUAAUGAUCUGAAAGCUGACAUGGGUAGACUUCAACAAGGGAUGAGCAACAUGCAAAGGAUGCUGGAGGCGUGCAUGGACAUGCAACUGGAAUUGCAACGUUCAGUAAGACAAGAAGUAUCAGCAGCUUUGAAUCGAUUUCCGGGACCUGAAGGGCAUGCGCUGGAUCCAGCAGAUGACGGGUCAAAAUGGGAUCAAGUGAGGAAAGGAACCUGCUGUGUAUGCUGCGACACACAAAUUGACUCUCUCCUCUACAGAUGCGGGCACAUGUGUACUUGCUCAAAAUGUGCAAAUGAGCUGGUGCGAAGUGGCGGCAAAUGCCCGCUAUGCCGGGCACUGAUCGUGGAGGUGGUCCGUGCAUAUGCGGUACUGUAAAUUUGUGGAAAAAAACGACAGGGAAAUAAGCAAAAGUUUUGCUGCAGGAAGCUUCUUGAGAAAAUGAAAAAAAAGAAAGAAAGAGAUAGAGCUCUGCUUCUUCUUCUUUAGAGCCCCUUUUGUCUUCUUCAGCCCCUUGUUCCUCUUCUUGUGUAUCUACAGGUUCUACAGAUAUCUGUUGCCUUUGUUGUUGGGGGCGCAGCAAAGGGCGGCGCGUGCGUGCGUGGUGUCAUUGAUUGUUGAAAGAGUUUUCGGUGGGUAGUAGGCCAGGAUGGGGUUGUUGGAAGGAAAAGUAUCCCAAACCCAAUGUAAACUUCUUUCACUGUAUUUAUGUCCUCAACAACAGAACAUGUACAAGAGAUACUCUCCCAAAUGAUAUACUAGAUCCUUAAUCCUUGACUCAA
Messenger RNA from Brachypodium distachyon (stiff brome), 3054 nucleotides. RefSeq lists its product as uncharacterized. The record is from RefSeq and is a predicted model, not a curated record. The transcript has 7 exons. Bases 338 to 2650 code for a protein of 770 amino acids. NCBI's taxonomy places the organism in Eukaryota, Viridiplantae, Streptophyta, Magnoliopsida, Poales, Poaceae.